AAACGACGGAAGCGGAAGUGGUCGUCGUGUCGUCCUCGGUCUCCUCGGAGGAUCCUGCAGCAGAUCUACACUGAGGCGGCUGUAGGAUCUGGUUUCUAAACAUCCCAACGCAGCCGAGGGGGGAAGAUAGAGCAGGAUGUGCACUCGCUGAGCCGGCGCUGAAGAGACGUCCUACACAUAUAUUUGACAGCACAGGCUUUACAAAAAAAAAAAAGGCGCCAUGACGUCCUCUAUGCUCCGCCGACAGCUGAAGAACCUGGUCCAGAACUACUCUGAGGCUGAGGUCAAGGUGAGAGAGGCGACGUCCAACGACCCGUGGGGCCCCUCCAGCACUCAGAUGGCCGACCUCUCCGAUCUGACCUACAAUGUGGUGGCCUGCAAUGAGAUCAUGACGAUGCUCUGGAGGCGCCUGAACGACGACAAGAACUGGAGACACAUCCACAAGUCCCUGACGCUGCUGGAGUACCUGUUGAAGACCGGUGACGACCGAGUGCUUCUGAAAAUGAAAGACAACGUCUACAUCGUCAAGGCCCUCACAGAGUAUCGCUUUAUAGAAAAGGAGGGCAAGGAUCAGGGUGUAAAUGUGAGAGAGAAGGCCAAAGUUGUCCUCGUUCUCAUGGAGGACGAUGAUAAACUAAAGGAGGAGAGAGACUUUGCCGUCAAGACCAGAGAGAAGACUUCAAAAAGUUCUGCUGCCUCGUCCGCUGACGCAAUCAAGGAUCCCAACUACAAGCCCUGCUACGUCGUCGGGGCCGGAGGGCUUCCAUCCUUAGACAACAUACCGUCAGUGGCCGACUUGACCGCUUCCUUCGCCGCCCGCAAAGAGGAGCGUCUGAAGCAGGAAGCUGAGAAGAAAGACCUGGAGAGGAGGGCCAAGAUGAGUGACGACGAGCUGCAAUGGGAGGAUGCCGGCAAAGACAGUGACGAUAAAAAAGGUGCUUGGGGAGGGGAGAAAGCAAAAGAGGAGAAGGAGGAGGAAGAGGAGAAGGAGGAGAAGGGGAAACCAGAUGCAUGGGGAGCCCCGAAAGAACCUAAAGAAGCCCCAGAUCCAUGGGGCAUACCUGCAAAGCCUGACACAACUGAUACAGCAGCCAGCGGUGAUCCUUGGGGGGCUCCAGCUAAAACUGAGGAUCCAUUUUCAGCUCCAAAAACUGAUGAAGAUUCAUUUGCUGCGCCAAAGAAUGGAGAAGAUCCAUUUACUGCAUCAAAAGAUGACCCGUUCAACGCACCAAAAGAUGGUUCAGACCCCUUCAAUGCACCCAAAGACAAGGAAGAUCCAUUUGCUGCUCCAAAAGAUAAACCAGCUCUCUUCAAAGCCCCUAGAAAUGAUCCAUUCAACGCCCCGAAAGAUGAUCCCUUCAAAGCCCCUAGAAAUGAUCCAUUCAACGCCCCGAAAGAUGACCCCUUCAACGCCUCCAAAGAUGACCCCUUCAACGCCCCGAAAGAUGACCCCUUCAACGCCUCCAAAGAUGACCCCUUCAACGCCCCUAAAGAUGACCCCUUCAACGCCCCUAAAGAUGACCCCUUCAACGCCCCUAAAGAUGACCCCUUCAACGCCCCUAAAGAUGACCCCUUCAACGCCCCUAAAGUUGACCCCUUCAACGCCCCUAAAGAUGACCCCUUCAAUGCCACCAAAGAUGAUCCAUUCAACGCAUCGAAAGAUGAUCCAUUCAGCGCUCCGAAAGAUGACUUCAACGCCCAGAAAGAGGACCCCUUCAACACUCCAAAGGGUGAUCCAUUCAGUAGCCCAAAAGAUGAUCCCUUUACUGCACCAGCAUCAACACCUCCUAAAGAAGACCCAUUUGCAGCACUGGUGUCAUCUGAAGAUGACGCCUUCCCUGCUGCAACAACACCACCCAAAGAGGAUCCUUUCUCUGGACCAUCCAAACCCACACAAGAGGAUCCUUUUGAUGCACCAACAACGCCCCCUAAAGAGGAUCCUUUCACAGUGUCAUCCAGUCCACCAAAAGAUGAUGCCUCCGAUCUCUUCAAUGCCCCUCUGGUGAGCUCGCCUCAAGGCAGUGCAGAUGCGUGGGGAGCCCCUGCUAGCUCUACACCCAGUGACGGGUCAGACCUCUGGGGGGCGCCGUCUGCUCAAGAGGAAACCAAGGGCGGAGACCCCUGGGGGGACGGGACAAGCACCUUCUCAGCUGUUGAUAAUUCUGAUGCAUUUGGAGAUGCAUCCAAACUGGACGAUGACCCAUGGGGAGCUCCAGCUGCAGCUCCAGUUGGCACAGAUGAUGCGUGGGGUUCACCUGCUCCACCCUUAGACUCCACCCCAUCUAGUGACCCCUUUGGAGACGGAGCAUCUAAAAAAAGUGAUCCUUGGGGUGCGCCGAGCAACGGGACGGGAAAGCAAACCGCGCAGGAGGAGAAGGCGUAUAGAAAGACUGCUUCGUUUCUGGGCUCGGCCGGGGCGUCGCUCGUUGACUUGGACGAUCUGUUUUCUUCUAACCCCAAACCCAAACGGCGCCAACUCGCCAACUCGCUCGUCGCCCAGACGCGAGCCAUCGGCGCUUUCAAAGCCCGGGGCAUGACGUCUUGCCUCAGGCUACCCCCUUCCUGAAACGUCAGCCCCACGCCGCACCCUCCAUUUGGCUCCGCCCUCCAUUUGGCUCCGCCCUCGCUCUGUCCUUCGGCGCUCCGCCUCCCCACUUUCGGAGCUGCUGUUCCUUCCGGCGAGCCUCCCUUGCUUCAGCCUCCGUCUCCGUACCGGGGGGGGGGGGGGUGGGGGGGGCUUCUCAGUUUGGUUUUAAACGUGCUUCAGGCGGCUCCCCCGAGCUCAGGAACUGGAACGGUGCGAUUUGGUUUCUAUUGGGAGGGAGUCCACAAAUGGGACUGAGCAUGAACCCCUCCUUUGGAGGACGGGGCAGUCCGGCUCUCUGGUGGGAACCCCUCCUCAUGGGAACAGGGAUGGGUCAGUCCAGUUUCUUUGGAGGGAAUUGCCAAGCGGGCGUGGCUCCUUUGGGAGGAUCCACUCUACGGGCCGGGGGGAGAGUCCCCCUCAACCCACAGUUGCUGUCAGACAACAACAACAACAACAACAACAACAACAACAACAACCCAUUCCUGUCCUGACAGCUUGACAUGGAAUAUAUCCUGCCAGAUGCAUGUAAUAUCAAACCUUUUUUAUGGUAUACUUUUGGAAAAUGAGCAGUAGCGACCUUUAAAACCCGUAAAAUCACUCGUCUGAUCCCUUAAUUAAACCCGUCGAGAUCGACACGCGUCCAAAUGAAAUGGUUAAAGUGUACACAACAUUAACACACACGCACACAACGAUGAUGUGUGUGUGUGUGUCUGAAACGUCCUUUUGAGAAGCAGAGAGCAUGUGUGUGUGUGUGUGUGUGUGUGUGUGUGUGUGUGUGGAAAUACUGCAGAAUUACUGUUGAUGUGAGUGUUGACCGAAAAAGACGUCACUGUAGGUUUUCAUUUGUGUGUGUGUGUGUGUGUGUGUGAGACCUGCAGCACGCUGUGUGUGUGUUUUCACUGUAUAUUGUGCUGAUGUAAAUAUUGGAAGUAAUCACAGAUAAACCUUGAAAUAUAUAUUAGAGUGUUACAAUCAUGGGUGACUAUUUAUUGAUCUAUUUAUUGAUUGAUUUAUUGCUUUUAAUUAUCUUAUUGAUGCAGCAAUGGCCUCCAACAAAGACAAGUUCAGGUUAACUUUCUUUUCAGCGUCGUCGUCAUCAAGACGGGUUGACCGGAUCGCAUUGAUCACACACGAUGUCCAACAUGCAUUAUCAAUCGCCUCAGUAACCAACGGUGGCUUUUUAUUUAUUCAUUUAUUUAUUUAUUUAUUUUAUUCCCUGUUUAGAUUUGUAGUCGUUCUGGAUUCAUUGUGUAGUUGAACGUCUCCGCUGUAUCUCCUGAAUCAGAAAGAAGAAAUGUGUUGUUGUGUGUCGGCGGAAUAAAGUCUGAGUUUGAACACAA
Messenger RNA from Cyclopterus lumpus (lumpfish), 3927 nucleotides. Its product is annotated as epsin-1-like. Gene Ontology annotation, molecular function: clathrin binding; phospholipid binding. The record is from RefSeq and is a predicted model, not a curated record. The transcript has 11 exons. The coding region runs from base 221 to 2566 and encodes 781 amino acids. NCBI's taxonomy places the organism in Eukaryota, Metazoa, Chordata, Actinopteri, Perciformes, Cyclopteridae. Gene Ontology annotation, biological process: endocytosis. Gene Ontology annotation, cellular component: clathrin vesicle coat; endosome; plasma membrane.